UCCGCCGCAGCUGAUGUUCCGGCUUCUGUCCACAAACAGUGCUAAUGCUACCAAAAACGGAGGAGUGAGUGUGAGUAAUAGACACUUGCUUCGUUUCAGGUGUAACAAAAAGACUCGGUUAACUUUAUUUCAACAGCAGAGCUCAUUAACCUACCCUGUGGUGUGUCUUGUCCGCGGAGACAUAACUUUGGGAGAUAUAUGUGUUUGUUGACGCUACGACGCCACUUCUUAAAAGUCAUCUUUCACCAGGUUGGAGAAAUAUGUCAGAGCUGGAGAACCUGCUGGAGGAUGGACUGAGAUCAGAGUUGAUGCUCCAACAACAGCUGAAGGCCCUGAGUGAGGCCCUCCGGAAGCAGCUGCAGGAGACAGAGAGUAGACAGAGAGAGGAGCUGGAGAGGAGGAUUCAUCAGAACACUCACCUGUCAAUAGACCAAAAGACCAGUGAUCAAAAUGAAGUGAAUCAUCAGGCCAAACAUGUGGGAAUGAGGAAAUCUGCCUCUACAUCUGCCCUCACCUCAGACAAAGAAACUUCAUACCACCCCAGACAGUCAGAGAAUUCAUCUUCUCUAAAAAACUGGAAGCAUUGUUCAGUCAGGACUUCCAUGCUGACUGCUGCCAGGAUUAAACAGUGUGAACACUUAGCUUCAUCUGAAACAACACAGAUGAUCAAAGAGAAGGAGGCUGAGGCUGAGUGUCAGAAGAAGUUCCGUGCUCCCCCAGUCCCCAGCCAUGUCAACAAGCCCCUCUAUCAGGAGAUGAACGAGCUGAAGGAAAAGGAGAGGAAACAGUGCCGUGAGCAGAGGAGGGAUUUCUUGCUCUCCAUUCAAAAACCUUUCAGCUUCCAGGAGAGAGAAAAGGAGAAAAGGGAGAAGCUUUUAGCGAUGACAAAACAUGUUUCAGAUAAUCAAAAAAGCAAUGCUGCUACUGUACAGAAACCUCCUCACAAAGAGGUUAAAGACUCCGCAGAUUUUGAGGUGAAAGACCAGGAGCUUUGCAGAGAAGUCACCACUCAAACAACAUUGCGUUGUGAGAAUUCAACUGUGUCUGGCAGCCCGAAACUUCGCACUGCCGAGCGCACUAGGAAAGAAAAGUUGCGCUUCCUGGAUGAGACGCCCAGCUUCAGACCCAAAAUCAUCCAACAGGUCCCUGAUUUCAGCAGGCUGCACAGAGCCCUGCAGACAGAGGCGCUGAGAAAAACACAGAGUAAGGAAACGAUCAAAUGUCAGCCCUUCCAUCUGAGGACAUCAGCUCUCCCUGAGAGGAAAAGUAGGAUGAACCCUGAAAACUCACAGGAACCAAAUAUAAGUAAUCUCAGUAGAAGCAAGUCCCUUGGCACCUUAACAUCACUGUCCAAAGACACACUCCCCACAUUCAUCACAGACGAUGUGAGGAAGCGCGGCAUGGCCAUCAGAAAGUCAAUGGAGAUGAGGGAUAGCAGGAAUCAGGAGGGUGCAGAAUGGUUGAGGAUGUACCAGAUGAAGUCCCAGGCCAUGAGGAAGGCAGUCACACUUCAUGCAAAGCUGCUGGACCCACACAGCAGCUUGAAAGAGGUGCAUACUGAAAAACUACAGUAUCUCCGGGAGGCUGACCAACAGCGGAUGAGAAAGUACACGAGGGAGUUACGGGACAUGAAGGCACGAGUCAGUGAACGCCCUUAUUUGUUCCAACAGGUGAAACAGAAAAAUGCAAAGGCUCACGCAGAGCAGAAAUACAGGAACAAGCUGAAGACAGCCGGCUUAAAGGAGCAGUUUGUUGAAGAGAAUGGUGAGGCAGCUGAAGGAACAUCAACAUCAUCCAGAUCUGGGGACGAUGCAGACGAGAUUGACAUUCAUAGCAGGGAGGAAAAUGUAGACGACGGGGAGAAAAUUGAAGAUGUGGAAGAGAAGAGCGUGAAGUCCAAACGGGAAGAAAUGCCAUGAUCAAAAAGGUUCGAGCGGCACAGAGUUUUCUGUGGCCUCUCCGCUAGAAAACAACACUGUCCGCAGAAAUGAUUCAUGUCAUUGCUAACUAUCGGCAAAGAGUGUGUGAUGGUUUAAGAUGCAGACCUGUAAAGUAUGAAAUUACAAAACAUCUGGACUUUACAAUCACAACUGUCAGGGAUUACAACUGAAAAAUAAAAGUUUAUGGGACUGUA
Acanthopagrus latus (yellowfin seabream) is the source of this 2134-nucleotide messenger RNA. RefSeq names its product FAM161 centrosomal protein B (gene fam161b). Bases 261 to 1919 code for a protein of 552 amino acids. Gene Ontology annotation, cellular component: cilium. The transcript is spliced from 9 exons. NCBI's taxonomy places the organism in Eukaryota, Metazoa, Chordata, Actinopteri, Spariformes, Sparidae. The record is from RefSeq and is a predicted model, not a curated record. Gene Ontology annotation, biological process: cilium organization.